AUGGUGAAGGCGUGUAUGGAUUACCGCAAAAGAGUGCUCAGCUCGCGGACAAGGAGUGUUUGGAACUCGUCCCGUCGCGUAGAAGGGACGGCGCAAAAGAGUAGGUCAAGGGACAAGGACGAAGAUAGGUCAUCAAAAGCGCCUAAAGAGGGCGACUCCGGCAAGGAAAUGGGAGAGGAAAGAAAUAGGUUACGGUCAGAACCGUAUCAUGACGUCAAUAAGGACGUUUCGAAAGAGACUUGGGAAGAAGUGGCCCUAGUGAUUUCGAAAAGACGCACUCCGGAAGAGAUGCUGGAUAAUCCCGUCAUUGCCCCGGAAUUCUUGUUCUAUCUUCACCGUCUCUCUCGUAUCGCCAUCGACUAUUAUGAAGAUCCCACUCAGUUCAAUGUCACCACAGAUUCAAGCCCUGGAUUUCUCUAUCGAACGAUGUCACGUUAUCCUCCUGAAAAUCCGGAACCAUUCCCGGUUAUCUGCAAUGAUCUCAAGAAAAAAAUUUUACCUGGCCUGACGCAUUGGCAACAUCCAAGAUUUUACGCUUACUAUCCAGCCGGUCGACCAUUUCCGGAAAUGCUAGCAGAAUUGCUCACAUCCGCAAUGGCCUUCAACAUUUUCUCAUGG
Ostertagia ostertagi is the source of this 618-nucleotide messenger RNA. The record is from the annotation of a GenBank genome assembly. NCBI's taxonomy places the organism in Eukaryota, Metazoa, Nematoda, Chromadorea, Rhabditida, Trichostrongylidae.